AAUCCAACAGCUGUUAGUAAAUGGUUUGACAUUCUGGAGGAGGAAGUGGUUAAGAAGGGAGUCUUACCUGGGCAAAUAUACACUAUGGACAAAACUGGUUUCUCACCUACUAAUGAUACUGUUAAACAAGUUAUUAGAGCUAGAGGGAAGAAGAUUCAGCAUAAAAGUGGAGGUGGAAACCAAGAAAACAUUACUACUAUUGUUACCAUCUGUACAGAUGGAACAUACACUAAGCCUGUUACUAUCUUCAAAGGCCAUAGUGUGUGGUCCAAAUGGACAGAGAACAAUAUAGCCAAUGUGAGGUUCACCAGCUCUCCAAAUGGUUGGACAGACUGUGAAAUAGUACUAGAUUGGUUCACAAAUCAUUUUGAGCCUGAAACAAGAGAGAAAGCACAUGGACACACUCAAGUUCUUAUUGUUGAUAGCCACAACUCACAUUAUUCAUUUGAACUGUUAGAAGUAGCAGUUCAACACAAUGUUGUGCUAUUAGGGUAUCCUCCUCACUGUACACAUGCUCUCUAG
Messenger RNA from Fomitiporia mediterranea MF3/22, 522 nucleotides. RefSeq lists its product as uncharacterized. The record is from RefSeq and is a predicted model, not a curated record. The transcript is spliced from 2 exons. Gene Ontology annotation, molecular function: nucleic acid binding. The annotation marks the transcript as partial. Lineage: Eukaryota; Fungi; Basidiomycota; Agaricomycetes; Hymenochaetales; Hymenochaetaceae.